This is a messenger RNA of Funneliformis geosporum, 870 nucleotides long. The record is from the annotation of a GenBank genome assembly. NCBI's taxonomy places the organism in Eukaryota, Fungi, Glomeromycota, Glomeromycetes, Glomerales, Glomeraceae.
AUGUUAUCCAAAGUAGCUCUUGUCACUGGUGCGAACAAAGGAAUUGGUUAUGCGAUUGUACGCAACCUAGCUCUACAAUAUGCUCAACGUAUUUCAACCGUUCCACUGACAAUCUUUCUUACAGCACGCAAUCAAAACCUUGGACAAGAAUCUUUAAAGAAAAUUGAACAAGAAUUAAAAUCCAGACAAAUUUUAAAAGAUGAUAGUGGAAAGAUAGAGUUAAAAUUUUUGAGAAUGGAUUUGACUGAUGAACAAAGCAUCAAGGAUGUUGGAGAAAUACUUGAAAGAGACUAUAAUGGACUUGAUAUUUUAAUUAACAAUGCAGGAAUAGCAUUUAGGGGAAAUGUAUUCGAUACGAAUGUUGUUCGAACAACUUUAGCAACAAAUUUUUAUGGUACCCUUAAUGUAUGCAAUCAUCUUUAUCCUCUAAUUCGGCCAAAUGGAAGAUUAGUUAAUAUAUCAAGUGGUGUUGGAAAAUUAAAAAUAUUGAGUUCCGAACUUCAAAAAGAGUUCAGCCGAGAUGAUCUUGAUAUAAAUGGAUUGAUUGGUUUGAUGAAAAAAUUCGAAAAAGAUGUCGAAGAAAACAGAUGGAAAGAAGAAGGAUGGCCUACUCAAUCGUAUGCCGUUUCAAAGGUUGGCGUCACCGCAUUAACCAAGAUUUUUGCACGCCGUGCAGACAGUGAAGGCAAAAAUAUUUUGGUUCAUGCAUGCUGUCCAGGUUGGGUUGCUACUGAUAUGACAGUUCCUAAUGCAUCGAGAACUCCUGAUCAGGGUGCCGAAACCCCCGUUUAUCUUUCACUUGACGAGGAAGUUGUCCCAAAGACCAAGAAUGGUGAAUUUUGGAUCUACAAUAAAGUUGUUAGUUGGUGA